Chaetomium globosum CBS 148.51 is the source of this 1341-nucleotide messenger RNA. RefSeq lists its product as uncharacterized. Bases 1 to 1341 code for a protein of 446 amino acids. Lineage: Eukaryota; Fungi; Ascomycota; Sordariomycetes; Sordariales; Chaetomiaceae. The record is from RefSeq and is a predicted model, not a curated record. The transcript is spliced from 2 exons.
AUGCAGGUCUCCGAGGUGACUGAUGAGGAGGUUCAACUCUUACACGACGAAGACUAUGAGCGGUUCGAACUCGACGAUGCGUCUCAGCCACGGCGGCAACUACAAGACCAAUCAGGCUCAAGGGGAUUCUGGUCAAGAAACAGGGCCCCUAAAUGGCUCGCCUUCCUCUAUGGCCCUGACCCGCCCAAGAUCCAUACUAUCAACCCCAUAUUCCCUUCGGUACAGCAACUUCCUAGGAAAUGGCUUGAGAAGGCGCUACCGGGACGAUGGCAACGAAUAGGCCUCCUGAUUCUGUUCCUCCUCGCCUGGGCCACCUCACUUGCCAUCCCCUUGAUUCUCAGCAAGGGGACAGCCACCGACGCAUCCGGUGCGGCCAUCCGCCAUAUUGACUGCGUCGAUACCCUCUGGAAACGCAACAACGAGUGCGGCCUCGACGGAAUCAACUGCCGUCCUUUCUCCAACACUUCUUUUGCCUUCCGCUGCCCGGCCGACUGUGCCAGUGUCCGCGUGUUGAACCCGCAUCAUGUCGGGAACCAGGACGUCAACUUCCGGCCUUUAGUUGUCGGUGGUGGUGGCAACGGCCCUUACCGCGGUGACUCCUUCCUCUGCGGCGCCGCCAUCCACGCGGGCGUCAUCCGCGAUACCACGGGCGGGUGCGGCGUCGCGACCCUCGUGGGAGAGUACUACCAGUACUUCUCCUCCUCCCAGCACAACAUUGAAUCGAUCCCCUUCGACUCCUACUUCCCGCUCUCCUUCACCAUCACCGCCGACCCCACCCUCAAAUGCACCGCCCCCGACCCGCGCUGGACCGUCUCCCUCCCGCUCUCCAUCCUCUUCACCGUCCUCCUCACCAUCUUCACCACCUCGCCGGCCCUCUACUUCUUCACCACCUUCCUCGGCAUAUUCACGCACGUCGCGCUGGUCUCAGACCCGCCCAACCUCUCGACCCCCUCCACAACCUACCUCCUCCCCUCCCUCAUCUCCCACUACGCCGGCCGCCUCCUCCCAGCCAUCUUCACCGCAGCCAUCAUCUACCUCACCAGCGUCCGCCACACCCUCUCCCCACCACCACCACCCGAUUCCCCCCACCCCCCCCACCCAAAAAACCACCCCCUCGAAACCACCCUCCUCCACCCUCCUUCCUCCUCUAGGUAUAGGGGGUGGUUUGCGGAACAGCCGUUGGAGGAGCAGGUUUUCAAGUGGACGAGGGAGGCUGGGAGGGUGGUGGAUGAGUAUUUUGGGUUUGGGUUCGUUACUGAGGGCGGGAGGGCGUUGGAUUACACCGAAGCUGGAACGUGGUUCGCGAAUGGAAGCUGGAGUCAGGGGGCUGGGUACUGGUGA